AUCUACUAGGUCAAAUCACACAGUUAAGCCGCGACGCUACUAAGCGUUUUCGACAUUCUCACAAUGGCGAGGUAGUGGAAAGAAUGGGUUGGCUACGCGUCUCGGGGCGAAGAAGAAACCAUACAUUUAGUUGAAGGUCGUUUAUUGAUAGCGACGGAAUGCUUGCUGAUUAGAAGGGCCACAUGAAGAGAGGAGUGUAUGUUCAGGUGGUGGGUUUAUGGAGACUGCUACGUAUGCAGCAGCCAGCUUACAACGGGAGCAAAAGCGGGUUGGAGGAGAAAGAGGCUUCCUACCAUGAGAGCGAGUUAACCCCGUUUUUAUGAGGAGGGAGAAACAAUUUAACCGAUAUUGCUUUACAAAGACGCUGUGUUGGCAACAGCGAGAAUAGGCUACGAGGCAAAUCAGAGUUGGGUCAAGUUUUGGGGAAUGGCAGGUCGAAGCCGAAGAGCAUGGUUUAGUGUUCUGUUGGGGCUGGUUGUCGGGUUCACCCUGGCUUCCAGACUCAUAUUGCCGAAGGCUACGGAGUUGAAGAAAUCCGGUCAGAAACGCAAGGCGAACCCAGCCGGUUGCGGGUUGAACGGGGGUUUGAGGGGAGAAUACGGUGGGGUAUUGUGGCCCCCGCAAGAUAACGGAUUUUCGGCGACGGAGAAGCCAGUUCCGAGGUCCAACAAUUUCCUUUACGUCGGCGUCAUGACCGCCCAGAAGUACCUGAAUAACCGCGCCAUCGCGGCACAUAGAACGUGGGCUCAGACCAUCCCGGGCCAUGUGGAGUUCUUCUCCAGCGAGGGCUCGGACACCACCAUCCCCAUCCCCAUCGUGGCGCUGCGCAACGUGGACGACUCGUACCCGCCGCAGAAGAAGUCCUUCAUGAUGCUCAAGUACAUGCACGACCACUACCUGGACCAAUACGAGUGGUUCAUGCGGGCCGACGAUGAUGUGUACAUCAAGAGCGAGCGUCUGGAGAGCUUCCUGCGCUCUCUCAACAGCAGCGAGGCCCUCUUCCUGGGCCAGACGGGCAUGGGCGCCCGCGACGAGCUGGGCAAGCUGGCGCUGGAGCCCGGCGAGAACUUCUGCAUGGGCGGCCCCGGCGUGAUCAUGAGCCGCGAGGUGCUGCGCCGGAUGGUGCCCCACAUCGGCCAGUGUCUGCAGGAGAUGUACACCACGCACGAGGACGUUGAGGUGGGCCGCUGUGUGCGGAGGUUUGCCGGCGUGCAGUGCGUCUGGUCCUACGAGAUGCAGCAGCUGUUCUACGAGAACUACGAGCCCAACAAGAAGGGAUACAUCCGUGACCUCCACAACAGCAAGAUCCACCGGGCCAUCACCCUGCACCCCAACAAGAACCCGUCCUACCAGUACCGCCUGCACAGCUACAUGCUCAGCCGCAAGAUCGCCCAGCUGCGCCACCGCACCGUCCAGCUCCACCGCGAGAUAGUCCAGAUGGGACGCUACGGGGCCGCCGAGCCCAGCCGAGAGGACCUGCAGCUGGGCAUGCCUCCAUCCUUCAUGAGGUUCCACCCUCGGCUCCGCGAGGAGGUCCUGGAGUGGGAGUUCCUGACGGGCAAGUACCUGUUCUCCUCGUCUGACGGUCAACCCCCUCGCCGGGGAAUGGACUCCUCCCAGCAUCUGGCCCUGGACGACAUCAUCAUGCAGGUGAUGGAGAUGAUUAACGCCAACGCCAAGACGCGGGGACGGGUGAUUGACUUCAAGGAAAUCCAAUACGGCUACCGGCGGGUCAACCCCAUGUAUGGGGCAGAGUACGUGCUUGACCUGUUGCUCCUCUACAAGAAGCACAAAGGGAAGACCAUGACGGUGCCGGUGAGGAGACAUGCCUACCUCCAGCAGACCUUUAGCCAGAUCCAGUUCAGAGAGGAUGAGGAGAUGGACGCCAGGGCGCUCGCCAGCAGCAUCAACCAGGACUCUGACUCCCUGUCCUUCCUCUCCAACUCCCUCAAGAUGUUCGUGCCCUUCAAGCUGUCCAGCUCUAGCCAGGACCAGAAGGAGCCCAAGGAGGCCAAGGUCAACAUACUGGUGCCGCUAUCCGGACGCUACGACAUCUUUGUCCGCUUUAUGUCCAACUUAGAGCGGGUGUGCCUGAUCCCCAACCAGAACGUCAAGCUGCUCAUCCUCCUCUUCAGCACCGACAACAACACAGAGCGGGUCAAGCAGGUGGAGCUGAUGAGGGAGUACCACAUCAAGUACCCCCGGGCCGAGAUGGAGAUCCAGCCCGUGUCGGGCUCCUUCUCCCGGGCCCUGGCUCUGGAGGUGGGCUCGGCCCACUUCUCCAACGACUCGCUGCUCUUCUACUGCGACGUGGACCUGCUCUUCACCACCGACUUCCUCAAGAGGUGCAGGGGUAACACAGUCCUGGGGGAGCAGACCUACUUCCCCAUCAUCUUCAGCCAGUACGACCCCAAGGUGGUAUACGCCGGCAAGGUGCCCAGUGAGAACCACUAUGUGUUCACCGCCAAGACGGGUCUGUGGCGCCACUACGGCUUUGGCAUCGUCUGCGUCUACAAGGGCGACCUGGUCGGGGCCGGGGGAUUUGACACCUCCAUCCAAGGAUGGGGCUUGGAGGACGUGGACCUCUUUAACAAAUUUGUCCAAUCAGGGAUCCGGUUGUUCCGGAGCACGGACCCGGGGAUCGUACACGUUCACCAUCCAGUAGUGUGCGACCCCAACCUGGAGGCCAACCAAUACAAGAUGUGCCUGGGCUCCAAAGCCUCGUCGCACGGCUCGACACAGCAGCUGGCUGAACUGUGGCUCGAGAAGAACGACCACGGCUUCCGGAAGCUCGGGAGCUCAAAUAACGAAUCGCUCAGGACAGCGUGAGAAAGCACUCCGGCCAGGACUGAACAAAAACCAGUAUGUGGGGUCCCCCAGGCCUGGGUGUCUUUCCCUCUUCUGACUUGUCUUAGCGGCAUUUUUAACUACCUAAUUUAUUUUUUACAGAAACAAAAAAUACUUACAUGGAUAUAUUUUGGAAAUAUGCUUUUUUAAGAAAAAAACAACAACACGUGAACAUUGAACUGACUGAGACAAACGUGACUCUAAAAUAUGUUUUAAUUAAUGCUGAAAAAUAAAGAAUAUCGAUGAUGAAUAUUCCUUUGGAUGAGCCUACCGUAACUCUGGUAACAAGAAGGAAGUGCUCUGAUGUCUUAUUCUACCAGUCUAAUAAUAAAGACCAUUCUGUGUUAUUUGGACAGUAACCUCGUCCCCAGGUUAUUGCACAUAUAAACCUGGGAUAUCAACAAUUCAAAGUUUGCCUUAGUGGGAGUGACCAUAGAAUUCUAUGGCAGUGACCUACUGAGUAAAGUACCUGUCGUCAUUUAAUUUUAGCGAAUCACACGACUGUGAGGCGUGUUGUGGGAGAUGAUUGGUUGGUAGAUUAAACCAAUGCGCCGGGAGUUUCUCACGGUCUUCCUGUAUUGGCUAAUGAAGGCCAAGUUUGACGCGUUGGUUCACCAGACUCUUGGCAUUUGAGAGUAUUGGGCAAAUGGUGCAACGUUUGUCUUGUGUGUGGAGAAGAUGGACAUUGUGGUCUUCACAGACCAGCAGUGCUCUAAACGUAACUGGACUCUUGAUUGUGAAUGUUUACAGGAGGUUGAUACGAACAAACAUUUCAUUAUUGAAAAAGGUUGACUUAGAUGAAAGCAAUUUUAAUUAUGACUAAGGGCCAUUUUUUGAUUCCUUUUGAUUUGUUUAUAAUACAGAAUAACACUGUUUUGUUUUUUUCAUUGAUUUAGAUUUUCUUUUUUAUUUACUUCUGUGAACACAACUGCUGGAUUUAAUAUCUGCAAUUCAUCUUCCGCUGUCUAAUUUAUUGAAUUUGCAGUCUCCAUUCUCUGUUACCUGACUGUUGGAAUAUGUAUAUUAGAAAAAUUGUAUACCCAUCUCAGUUGUUGGAUAGUGUUGUGUUUCCAUUUUCUUUUUCUUUCCCUCUCUCAAACUCAUCUGAUUACCAAAGAGUUUUUGCACAGUGUGUUUUAGGUGUUGUGUGUGUCAUGUUGUUUUCUAGGAGGUGCAGGCACAAACAUGACAUGUACCGUAGAUUACGAGGUAUAGUGAGUGAGUGAGGGAGCACCGUCCUGGGCCCAGCUCUCUGCUAGCUCUCAUGAGGAAUCUAAGGCCUGUUUCGAACCAGUCAUUCAGAUUUAGGAACAAAGGAAGGGGAGGGGCAUGGGAAUGCUGUGCUCCUUCAUAGAACUGGAAUUAAUUCUAAAUCAUUUUAGGACUCUUGGAUUGAAUUCUAGAACCUUCUCAGCACCCAUUGGUAGCAUGAAUUAGAAUAGAAAUCAGAUUUUAUACUGAACAAAAAUAUAAACACAACAUGCAACAAUUUCCAAGAUUCUACUGAGUUACGGUUCAUAUGAAGAAAUCAGUCUUACAUAAAUUCAUUAUGCCCUAAUCUAUGAAUUUCACAUGACUGGGAAUACAGAUAUGUUGGUCAUAGAUACCUUAAAAGAAAUGG
Messenger RNA from Coregonus clupeaformis (lake whitefish), 4468 nucleotides. RefSeq names its product chondroitin sulfate synthase 1. The record is from RefSeq and is a predicted model, not a curated record. Gene Ontology annotation, molecular function: glucuronosyl-N-acetylgalactosaminyl-proteoglycan 4-beta-N-acetylgalactosaminyltransferase activity. The transcript is spliced from 3 exons. Bases 427 to 2829 code for a protein of 800 amino acids. Lineage: Eukaryota; Metazoa; Chordata; Actinopteri; Salmoniformes; Salmonidae. Gene Ontology annotation, cellular component: Golgi cisterna membrane.